Molecule: messenger RNA, 4001 nt
Organism: Hibiscus syriacus
Lineage: Eukaryota; Viridiplantae; Streptophyta; Magnoliopsida; Malvales; Malvaceae
Product: zinc finger CCCH domain-containing protein 44-like
Exons: 11
Coding region: 136-3849 (1237 amino acids)
Molecular function (GO): DNA binding; metal ion binding; protein binding
Source: RefSeq, a predicted model, not a curated record
CCAUGACCAUUGUGCCCACUUCUCCUCGUUCAUCGCUAGGGUUUUCAAUCAUUUUUUUCGCUUUCCUAAAUUUGAUUUUCAAAGAAAUUAACAUAACCAUAGAUUCUUUGUCUGAAAAUAUUUAUUUAUUUUUACAUGGAAAAUUCUCAUUCUCAACAACAAGGUGUUGAAUCCACUACGUCUCUGUCUAAUCCUUCUAAAGAAAACAAUGAUAGCAGCGGUGGUGAUGUUCUGAAUGAUAGUAUUGGUUUGAAUCGUGAUUCUUUGCAAGGAGUAGAGCUCAUGAGCGUCGAUCACUGCCGGAACAUUCCGCAGACGGAUGAUUCGCAUCUCAGGGGAAACUCUGACGUGGUGGCUCGUGGAGAUGGUGGUGCUAAAGCGGAGAUGAGAUCAGAAGACGGAGUCAAAGUUAUUGAGAUGAGCUCAGGGAAGCGGAAGCGGGGAAGACCGCCGAAGAAUCAGGCGAAAAUGAUGUCGUUAUCAGCUCCGGCCCCAGCUCGGAGGAAGAAUGAUGAAGAAGAUGUUUGUUUUAUAUGCUUCGAUGGCGGGAGUCUCGUGCUUUGUGAUCGGCACGGCUGUCCUAAGGCAUAUCAUCCAGCCUGCGUCAAAAGGGACGAUGCAUUCUUUAAGUCAAAGGCGAAAUGGAACUGUGGGUGGCAUAUAUGUAGCACUUGUCAAAAGGCUUCAUAUUAUAUGUGCUAUACUUGUCCGUACUCCUUGUGCAAGAAUUGCACCAAAGGUGCCGAUUACGUGAAUGUAAGGGGAAAUAAAGGAUUUUGUGGAAUCUGCUUGAAAACUAUAAUGCUGAGUGAAAACAGCACAUUAGGCAAUAAGGAAAUGGUACAAGUGGAUUUUGAUGAUCCAACUAGUUGGGAGUAUCUUUUCAAGAUGUAUUGGGUUUCCUUGAAAGAGAAGCUAUCUCUAACUUUAGAUGAGCUUACAAAAGCUAAAAAUCCCUGGAAAGAAAAUGCUACAAUGGAGAAGUCUUUUGGAGACCUUGGAGCUAGUUUCUCCAAGAGAAGAAAAAAUUUGAUGCAACGGACAUUUUUUAGCAAAGUUGAAACUGUAGAAGCAGUAAAACCAGGAAUUACAAAAUAUUAUUUGGGGCCCACUGAUACCAUUAGUGAACGUUCCGAAGUUGUUGUUACAUCCUAUAGAAAGGUUGAUGAGAAAGGAAAAAGGACAAAUCCAGAUGAGUUUGCUGCAAUUGAUGUUCACAAUAUGAACUUGAUCUGGUUGAGGCGUAAUUUGAUCGAGAACUUAAUUGAUGAUGUUGACAAAUUUAACGACAAAAUUGUUGGUUCCUUUGUAAGGAUAAGGCUUCCUGGUAAUGAUCAGAAGCAAGAUAUGUAUAGGCUUGUCCAAGUAGUAGGUACCAGCAAGGUGGCCGAACCAUAUAAAAUUGGUGAAAAGACGAUAGAUAUCAUGAUUGAGAUAUUAAAUUUAGACAAAAAAGAGGUUGUCUCCAUUGAUGGAAUUUCAAAUCAGGAAUUUUCUGAGGAUGAGUGCCAACAACUACGACAGAGUAUAAUAAAAAGUGGGCAGAUCAAAUGGUUUACUGUGGGUGAGGUUCAGGAGAAAGCAAUGGCUCUUCAAGCAGUUAGAGUAAAUGAUUGCCUGGAGUCGGAGAUUUUACGAGUUAAAAAUCUUUACGAGCAAGCAAGUCAGAAGGGGGACAUGAAGGAGCUCAGGGAAUGUGAAGAAAAAUUGCAGCUUCUGAACUCACCUGAUGAACGAAACCGUAGGCUGCAUGAAAUUGCUGACAUACACAGUGACACAAAUAAGGAUCUAUUUUUCAAGUAUGAGGAAGUUUCUGGAGAAUUGGAUGAGAAGAAAAAAGGAAUGGAGCUAUCUAUAAAUAAUACUGAGACAGAUAAAAUAUGGCACUAUCAAGACCCACAUGAGAAAAUUCAAGGGCCAUUUUCUAUGGCAAUGUCACGUGUGUGGAGCACGGGUGGUCAUUUCCCUCCUGAUUCGAGAAUAUGGAGAGGAAGCUUGAACCCAAACCAGAAUGAUGCAAGUGAUCAUGGUAACGAUGACUCUGCGAUGGGGAAAGAACUGGGCUCUCAAUCUUCUACUUGUACUGCUUCUAUAAAUAUUGUCAAUUCAGAGACAGGAAGUUGUUUGCCCCAGAAGGACUCCAUGAAGGGUGAUAGUUACUUCCCUGGUCAGCCUCAUGUGAGUGGUUUGGUUCCCACAUCUACAUUGUCUGUGAAACCAUGUGAAACUCAGUCUCCUCAAGUUAGCAAAGGUCAUGGGGUUGAAAGAUGGGACUGUGGUUCGAUUGACAUGAAUGUGAACUUGAACAAGACCAAAGGUCAAAUUAUUGAUGGAAAUGUGAAGCAAGAUGAUAAUGAGGGAAAAUCAGGCAAAUCUUCUGGGCAAUGCUGGAGAGCUCCACCUUUGAAUGAUGCUUCAAAUGGAUGGGGUUCCAACUCUGGUCUUCUUUAUCUCGCUAGGGCUCUUGAAGUGUCGGAGCACAAUCAGGGUAUUGAUUUCCCAGAUCUUCCUACCUCAACAUCAAAAUUGAACCAAAAAGAGUCAAAAAUUCAGGCUACUAAAAGUAAACAAUCUCCUCCUCCAAAUGUUGCUCAACUGGAUUCAGGUCCUAGCUGGAGCACUGCUUCAAGUAUAGUGGGUAAUGGACCACAGCUUCACGAAGUAGCUGGUGAAUGGAGAGGGUAUUCUUCCAAUUCUGCAGAACCUGCAGGGGAGUGGAACCCUGAUCUUGUUCCCAAGUCUACUAUGAAACCGACUGACUUGGGAAGUGAUCAUGCUGCUACUCCAACUUCAGGAAGUGGUCAAUUGACACAUUCUUCUGCCACAGAUCCUGCUAAUAAUGAAUCUGGAUGGGAUCCAAUUGUUCCUGAACCCAAUGAGUAUUCUUUGGGUGAUGAAUCAGUUUCAGAUCUCUUGGCUGAAGUUGAAGCGAUGGAGUCACUUAAUGGCAUGGCUUCACCUCCUUCACCUACAUCAAUUUUGCGUUGUGAUGGGGACUUGGCUCAAGGUUCUGAACCUGAUUGUUUUAGUCCUGUGGGAGGAUUGAGCCCUGCACCAGAUCCAGGAAAAAGUGAUGCUUUGAGUUCAACGAAUGAUCUACAAAUCUCUUCUCUGUUGGCUUUGACCAAUGAGCUAUUUGGGAUCACUAAGUCUGAAGACGCUCAAAAGAGUUCUGGCGGACAUUCUUCUACGAGUGCUGAAAUGGAUGAAGAUACAAGGCCCAGCGAUGUCUCAGUUAACCAAUACGAAGCUUGGAGAGUAGGGCAUGAAACUACAGGCACCAAUUGGGGAGCAGUUCAAGGAAAUGUAAAUUUUCAUUUGCAAGGUUUACGACAAGAAACUAUGAACUUCAGUUGGGGACCAGGUCAUGGGACGAUCCAGGAAAAUGGCAGCAGCGUCCAUUCAAGCACUUCUGCAGGAAAUCCUGCCUAUUGGAGAAGCCAACAGAUGUAUGUUGAUCCGAGAGACCAACACAGGCAUGUAGAUCCGAGGGACCAACACAGGCAUGUAGAUCCAAGGGACCAACAGAAGCAUUUAGAUCCAAGGGACCAACGGAGGCAUGCCGAUUCGAGGGAUCAACAGAAAUAUGCCGAUUCUAGGGACCAACAGAAAUAUCCUGAUCCAAGGGAGCAACAGAGGCAUGUCAAUCCGAGAGACCAUGAUUUUCACAGCAGAGAUUCGAGUUUUGUUAGAGCCAGGCCCCCAUGGAAUAUGCACUCAUCGUACGGUGGUGGUCCUCCAAACAGAGUUGGUUCUUUCAGACUGCCGCCCAAAGGACAGCGGAUCUGUAAGUUUCACGAGAGUGGUUAUUGCAACCGGGGAGCAUCAUGUAGUUAUUGGCACCCUUGAACAGGUUACCAUAACAAUUGUGUGCAUUUUAGUUUAUGUAUUCAUUAUUUGUAAUAGUAAUUUGCUCUGUUGCUUCUCCAAAUUUAACUUGUAGCGGUAACAUUCAAGCCGAUGAUAAAACAUAUUAUUAAUAACAAUUAUUCUUCUCUGGA